UGUACGAGAGGCACUAUCUUCUGUUAGCGUCCUUGGAAACGUUAUAAUUCGCUCCCAAUUCUGAGACGAGAUUCGUGAGAACCGCGCCGGAUGCAAGGUUAUGUACUAAAUUGUUUGUUGCUUUGAAUCAACCAAGGAAUCCGACUGUUUGCGUUUCUCAAAUUUGGAAUGGCCAUUCAAUUGCAGUUGCAGCAGCGGAAUUUUGGGCGUCCAUUGGAGUCUGCUGCUGAGUUUCAUCGUUAUCUUCAACUAGGAAACGGCCAGUCCAGUCUUCUUCUUUCGCAGGAGUGUUGGAGUAAAUCUGAUUCUCGGAUAGGUAAUUUUGUGGCGGAAAUGUCCGUGGAUCAGAUUGAUCGUUUCAUUCGAUUGGAGAGUGAAAGAUUCAGAUUACUCCUGCAACAUAAGAUAAAUCAACAAAUUAGAGUGUUGCUGAACCAGAUCGAAAACAGAACGCGCGUCCUGCUUCAGCAGAAGGACGAAGAGAUCGCUAGCACGAACAUGAGGACGAUCCAACUUGAACAACUAUUGAUGAAAUUAGAAAUGGAGAAUCAAAAGCGGAAGAGAGCAGUAGAAGAGAAUCAAGCGAUGGUAGCGUCGCUUAGUCACGCGCUGAAUGAAAUGAGAGAGAAGCUUUUAGCCAGCGCGAACGACGCCGAGUCCAGCAACAACAACGUCAGAAUCGGAGAAGACGACGCCAGUGAUUUCGGAAAUAAUAAAAAGAGGAAGAAGAUGAGGAUGAUUUGCCAAAUCUGCAACUCUCGGAUUUCGUGCGUGCUGUUGUUGCCUUGCAGGCACCUGUGUUCAUGUAAGUCAUGCGCGAGUGCUCUCGAAUUUUGCCCCGUCUGCAACGCGACGAAGAAGGCCAGCAUAGAGGCUGUGAUUUCCUAGGCAAACAAUCCGCGAAAAAGGUAAAGAUGCACAGAAACCGUCUCAAUUUCAAACCUCACUUUUUUGGUUGGAUUUUGGAAUUAUAUCCGUUUUUCCAUUUUUCUGAUUUUUCAUUUGAACAAGCUGUAAUUGAUUUUUCUUUUUCGGAAUCAAACUACACAGAAAAAGCAUCCAAUAAACUUUGCUGGAUUAUUCUUUGUUUGUUA
Molecule: messenger RNA, 1094 nt
Organism: Cucurbita pepo subsp. pepo (vegetable marrow)
Lineage: Eukaryota; Viridiplantae; Streptophyta; Magnoliopsida; Cucurbitales; Cucurbitaceae
Product: putative BOI-related E3 ubiquitin-protein ligase 3
Molecular function (GO): ubiquitin-protein transferase activity
Source: RefSeq, a predicted model, not a curated record